Molecule: messenger RNA, 838 nt
Organism: Raphanus sativus (radish)
Lineage: Eukaryota; Viridiplantae; Streptophyta; Magnoliopsida; Brassicales; Brassicaceae
Product: RING-H2 finger protein ATL68
Exons: 1
Coding region: 106-750 (214 amino acids)
Biological process (GO): protein ubiquitination
Molecular function (GO): transferase activity
Source: RefSeq, a predicted model, not a curated record
ACCCACCUCCCAACCCAAACAAACAAAACAAUAAUAAUCUCCCCUCCAUCACUCUUGUUUCCAUCUCCCUCGCCACAUGGCCCUAACCUCUUUCUUCACCAUCAAAUGUCAACCACCUUCUUUCCUCCUCCACCUCCACCUCCAGUCCCUAUCCCUACUUACAUAACCAGCCUCGGCCUUGGCUACUCCAUAGCCAUAGCUCUUGGUUUCCUCGUCCUUAUCUCCACAAUCAUCCUCUCUUCCUACAUAUGUUGCCGCGCCUCCCGCCUCCGCUUCUCUACCUCCGCCGCAAACCUAGACUCUUCUUUCGGUAACCGUACCAUAAUCCUCCCAAGAAUCAUAUUCGUAGCGGAAGGAGACGAUCUUGAGUCAGCUCCUUCUGGUAACGUCGUCGUAGGUGGACUUGAUCAACCGAUCAUCAACUCUUACCCUAAGUUCCGCUACAUUAAGGGAAUCACCGUCGCCGAUUCAGGUGAUGAUGAAGGCGGUGACGGAGAGACGGCGUGUUCCAUAUGUUUAUGUGAGUAUAUGGAAGAAGAUAUGGUAAGGAUGAUGCCCGAGUGUAAACACUACUUCCAUGUUUCUUGUCUUGACGCUUGGCUUAAGCUCAAUGGUUCUUGUCCCGUUUGUCGAAACUCUCCACUUCCAACGCCGCAGUCAACGCCUCAGUCAACACCACAGUCUACUCCAUUGUCGGAAGUUGUCCCGUUGUCUCAAUACGCCGCUGAUCGGAGAAGAACUAGAAGUUAAUACAAAUGUUUUAAUUUGUUUUUGUUGGGAUCAGUUGCAAUGUAUUUAAGAUUAUAUAUUGUUCUUGGGAAUGAAAUCAUUCAAAGUA